CAGGGGCGGACUGACCAUUUGGAAACUCGGGCACUGCCCGAGGGCCCGGGGUCAGUAGGGGGCCCCAUGAGAUGCCCCUGGUACCUUUUUCAUAGGCUUUUUUGAGUUUGGGCAAGGACACAGGGGCUCCAUGAUCCCCUAUUGCCCGGGGGCCCCAUGAGUUGUCAGUCCGCCCCUGGAUAUGCCCCUGGUACCUUAUUCAGAGGUGGCUCAGCUCCACCCCUUCUCUCUUCUCAUUGGCUCACUAGCUGUGAUUCACAG
Staurois parvus is the source of this 261-nucleotide messenger RNA. The record is from the annotation of a GenBank genome assembly. Lineage: Eukaryota; Metazoa; Chordata; Amphibia; Anura; Ranidae.